Molecule: messenger RNA, 3158 nt
Organism: Numida meleagris (helmeted guineafowl)
Lineage: Eukaryota; Metazoa; Chordata; Aves; Galliformes; Numididae
Gene: FAM167A
Product: family with sequence similarity 167 member A
Exons: 3
Coding region: 267-902 (211 amino acids)
Source: RefSeq, a predicted model, not a curated record
GUUUCUGAAGCGAGACAGGGAGGAGGAUGAGACAGUCUCCUGAAGGCGCUGGUGACAUCGCUCUGCAAAUACCAAGUUGGAGCCCCGCGGAGGAAGGAGGGAGCCAAGAUGUCCGUGCAGCGCUCCCGCUGAGUCCCUCCCCGGUGUGCGCCCAGGUUCGGUGUGAGGAUUGAGCAGGAGCUGUCAUCCAAGUCUGACCGUCAGGGUAUCUCACCCCAUCUCCAACCCUUGGAAGCCCACCACAUGCCGUUUGACCCCCAGGGACAAUGUCCCUACCUAAAAUCCAGAUAGAAGAGACCCCGGACAGCACAGAUGCUGGCUCUGGAGGUGCCGUUCCUCCUGAUGAUCACCUGAGGAGCCUCAAGGCCCUGACAGAGAAGCUGAGGCUGGAAACAAGGCGUCCAUCCUACCUGGAGUGGAAGGCGAAGCUGGAGGAGCAGGCAUGGAAGAGCCCCCAGCCCGCCGAGGAUGAGGAGGGGAACGAGGCCAAAAAGGGCACGGAGGACAAUGUCCCUCUGAGAAAGGUGCAGCUGCACCUCAACGGGAGCCCUGCCCAGGACAAGGUGACACUUACCUCAGGGAAAAUAGGAGACUUCGAGAGCAUCGACGAAGCUUUGACGUGGCUCAGGAAGGAACUGGCAGAAAUGCGCCUGCAGGACCAGCAGCUGGCCAGGCAGCUGAUGCGCCUCCGCAGCGACAUCAACAAGCUGAAGAUCGAGCAGACCUGCCACCUCCACCAGCGCAUGCUCAACGACGCCACGUACGAGCUGGAGGAGAGGGACGAGCUGGCGGAUCUCUUCUGCGACUUCCCCCUCGUCAACUCCUUCAGCCUCUCCACGCCGCUCAAGCUCAUCGGGGUCACCAAGAUGAACAUCAACUCGCGCCGGUUCUCGCUGUGCUGAAGUGGGAAGGAUGAGGGAGAAAGAGAGAGGUUUUGGCAGUGCCAGGGCUCUCUCUGCCUGAUGGCUGGGCACUACGAGGCCUCGGAGGGGCAGAGGGAUCAGGAGCAAAUGGGGAACCCAUCGCUGGUCUUGGUGGCGGGGCAGGGCAGCAGAAUCUGGCACCAGGGUUGCUCAAAGAUGGCCAUUGAGAAGACAGGGCCUGCAGGAAGCACGAAGAGCAUCUGAGCCCAGCAUUUGCUCUCAGCCCGUUCUUUGGCAAAGUCCCUUCUCCCCUUUAUCCUCUCCCCACAGUAACAAAGAGGUGGGCGCAUCUCCAGUGUGGUUGUUUGUACUCAGAAGUCCAAGAGGAGGUUCAAAGAUCAGCCAAAAAGCAAGGGGAAAAAAAUCCCCUUUCCCUUCUCUAUUACCUUCUCCCAGGCUAGAGCUGUGGCUUCAGAAAAUGCCUCUCUCUUCCCUGGAUGUCUCCUCAGAUCUCGAUCUUCUGCCCCUGCUAGUCCAGGCAAAGGGUCUUCAGGGCUGCUGCAUGUGGAAAGAUGGUUUCCAGUGGAAAGGAUUCAUCAAAUGAGGGACAGCGGGUUAAAUGUAUCCCAAAAUGUGGUAAGAAUAUGUGCUUUCUGACAUGCUCUGUUGGGUCCAGUGUACUCUACCUUAAUUUUGUCUGUGGAAUCUAUUAUGGAUGGAUCAUGGACACAUUUCUAUAGACUCCAGGUGGCCAGAAGUCACUUGUGUGCCCUAGAAUUUAUACCCAGAGCAAUACGUGUUCCUGAUCUCACUGCCAGCCAUGGCCGCAAGACAACCUGUGGCUAGCUCCAAAAGUGGUAAGGUAAUGGAUGUAGUUUACACCGGUGAAAUCCCGUAUCAAAGAAGUCACCUUAGGCUGACAUUCCCCCAGAAGUAGCACCAGCAAAUCCUGGAUUCUCUGUAGCAACACACAUCCAUCAAAGAAAGGACUUUCAAGAGGAGAAAAGGGACUUCUGCGUAAUGAGCAUCGAAGUGCAACCGUGAAAUUAAAGGGAGGAAUACUGCUGCAAUGAGCUGCCAUCAGCAGGCUUUAGACCUGCAGCAGACACAUGGGAUUCCCUCCCUGCCAGGCAGUGUGUGAGAUGGAUGCUGUACUUUCUUGCCUUUCCGUGCACACUGCUGCACGCUAUGCUGCAAGGCUAGGGACACAAGUGGUCUAGCCAUGGCAGCCCUGGGACAGCUGGCACCAAGGCAGUCUGUCCAGAGGGAGUGUGGCUGUCUUUAGGCUUCAACACCUCUCAACCCAUCAGCCCUGCUCUCUGCAUUGUGCCAGUGCAGCUGAGAGAAAGCGACUGUUUCCAUGCAGCACCAGCUCAAGCUCUGGCAAUGAGCGGGACAUGCAAGCCAGCGCCGAGCUGGAAGCUGUGUGGCCGUGUGGAUGUGCCUCUGCCUGUACCUGGCCGUGUCCGUGAGCUGUGUGUGUGCAGCAGUAGUUUCGUGUGUGCUUGUGAGCCCGCAGGCUCACAUCAUGAAAGGGUUCAUAGCCACCUGGGAAUGGGGGCUGGUUUCAACCCCCUGCCUCCAGUGGCUCCACUGGAUGUAACCCCACAGCGAUGCCUCCCCUCCAGUUCAUAGCUCACAGGGUGACAUUUCUUCCUGCUAAGGAAGAAGAUAUUUGGGGGAGCACCAGAGCUCUAUCUGUACUAGUAAGUUAAGCAGUGUUGUUGUGCCUGAAUGUUGAAACUUGUACUACCCAGGUACCAAUAGGGUUGCGGCCAGACUGCCAGUUGGCCUCUGGACAAGACAACCAGCCGUGAUGCCAUUUAGUUUACUAGUAGAGAAAUAGCCUUAUUUCCCCAUGGACAUUUUGAAGAAAAAAAAAAAAAAGAAGAAAGAAAAAGAAAAAUCUCAUUAAAAUUCUUCUUUGUUUACUUUUUUUAUUAAAAAAAAAAAAAACUAUUCAUGUCUCAUAUGGAUUUUCAGAGGCAUUUUCGAUCACAAAUAGCAGUGACAAAUUUCAGUAAAAAUGAUGCCUUGGAAGAGGGGGACUGGCUCUCUCUAGGAUCACCUAGAAUCAAAUACAGAGCAUUCCUGCCUUUGGGUUUUUGUGUGGUUGCUGAAUGCAGAAGGUUAGUAUAAGCACAGCCUUUGGAGGUCAUUAUAUAUGGCAUUAGAAAUAGCAGACGUCUGGUUUCCAGACGUGGAUUUUCUGCAGCGGGGAUGGGGAUGGUUAUGACUGCCAGCUGUUCAUCGAAAUGCACAAUUUUUUAAUUAUAAAAUGAUGUCUGUAUUGAU